AGCUCACAAAGUGUGGCUGACAGGUAAAAUAAGCCACACACACGUUUCAAAGGCCAAUUUAAUGCUAUUGGAACACUCUUUUCUUUACCUUUUUGAUCACAUAAGAUGUCUUCGCUCCUCAAGGUGGACAAGGAAAUUAAAACCAAGGUCGAUGCUUUCAGGGAACGUAUUACUUCAGAAGCAGAAGAUCUAGUUGCAUGCUUUUUCCCGAAGAAGUUGCUGGAACUCGAUCACUUCUUAAAGGAUCCAAUCAUAAACAUCGCUGAUCUGAAGGAGAUACACUCAGAAAUAAACCUGACUGUGCCAGACCCCAUUCUGCUCUCAAACCUCCAGGACGGAUUAGAAGCGCAAAAUGCCAAAAAGAAAAAGCUUGAGGAUGGAGGUGGGGAGGACAAGGUGACUGGCACCAAGGUCUUUGUCAUGCCUGGUGGGAUGAUGAAGAGCAACGGAACCCUUGUGGAUCUCAUUGAAAAAGUCAAACCAGAGAUCAGGACACUCAUAGAGAAAUGUAACACAGUCAAAAUGUGGGUUCAGCUGCUAAUCCCCAGGAUAGAAGACGGCAACAACUUUGGAGUGUCAAUCCAGGAGGAGACGGUAGCUGAACUCAGAACAGUUGAAGGGGAGGCAGCAUCUUACCUUGACCAGAUAUCAAGAUACUACAUCACAAGGGCAAAGCUCGUUUCUAAAAUAGCAAAAUAUCCACAUGUGGUAAGUAAAUAUUUUUGUUAGGACUUUUUGUCUAUGAAAAAGGGUUGA
Notothenia coriiceps (black rockcod) is the source of this 756-nucleotide messenger RNA. RefSeq names its product proteasome activator subunit 3 (gene psme3). Lineage: Eukaryota; Metazoa; Chordata; Actinopteri; Perciformes; Nototheniidae. Gene Ontology annotation, molecular function: endopeptidase activator activity. The transcript has 8 exons. Gene Ontology annotation, cellular component: proteasome activator complex; nucleoplasm; cytoplasm. Gene Ontology annotation, biological process: positive regulation of endopeptidase activity; regulation of proteasomal protein catabolic process; regulation of G1/S transition of mitotic cell cycle. The record is from RefSeq and is a predicted model, not a curated record. Bases 106 to 729 code for a protein of 207 amino acids.